GGUAGUGGGGCGGAGAGCAGGCUGGUAUGUUACUACAGUACUGCAGGCAGCAGUGGAAUCAUCUUAUAUUAGCUACAAGCAUUUCGCUCAGUUAGUCAAUGGAUUAUACCGUUUCUGUUCAAGUGCAACAUCAGCUGACGGUGUUUCCAACCCACUUAUACCAGGGUUACAGUUUGGAGUUACAGAUGAAGUCUACAGAAGUGGACCAGGGACUUUUCACCGACAGCUACUGCAGAGUGUGCAGUGCGCAGCUCAUCUCCGAGUCCCAGAGAGUGGCCCACUACGAGAGUCGGAAACAUGCAAACAAAGUGCGGCUGUAUUACAUGUUGCAUCCAGUGGAUGGAGGCUGUCCUGCCAAGAAGCUCAGAACAGAUAAUGGCACUGACGAGGGGGACGUGGAUAAGAACAAGUGCUGCACGCUGUGCAACAUGUCCUUCACCUCAGCAGUGGUGGCACAGUCCCACUACCAGGGCAAGAUCCAUGCCAAGAGGCUAAAGCUACUGCUGGGGGAGCCUCCCGCCAUCAAUGGAAAAGAGGUUCCACCAAAUCCCGUGAAGACCCCCCCGGAGAUGUCUCUGGUGACCUCGCCGCGGCAGCGCCGGGACUCGGAUCGCUACUGCCAGCUGUGCAACGCCUGGUUCAACAAUCCGGGCAUGGCGCAGCAGCACUACGAUGGCAAGAAGCACAAGAAGAACGCCGCCCGUGCCGACCUGCUGGAGCAGCUGGGGAAAACCCUGGACAUGGGAGAGAUGAAAGGUCUGAAGCGCAGCUAUACCUGUGAUGUCUGCAAUGUCACGCUCAACUCUGUGGCGCAGUAUCACGCACACCUGCAGGGCUCCAAGCACCAAAACAACCUAAAGAACCAAUUGUGUGUCCAGUGAAUCUGAACAAGAAACCAACCAUCGGAUUGAUGUCAGACAAGCUGUGGUCAGCUUGUCCCACUUUUUUUGUUUCUCUCUCUCUCUCUGUCUCGCUCUAUCUAUCUAUCUCUGUCAUGUUUUCAUCCUAUUUCUGUCAGUUUGGAAGAUUAGGAUUUUUGUCUCCUCAGUUGAUGAUACUCCUGAUGUCAGCUUUACAAAGCAGGAUGUGAACGCAGAGAAUAGCAAUAGCAAUAGUCUUCAGUGUGCACGAUGCACUCCCGGCCCCCUGGCCCCUCCCAUUACAUUCACAUACAUUUCCUAGGAAUGAUUUGUCAGUCAGCUCCACUGAUCAAAAUACUCUCUGCCUUCCCUGCAACAGCCUGUAUUUCACUUAAACCAUUCCUUUACUACUGUUUAUUUAAUUGUUUUUAUAUUGCUGUCUUCAGUUUGACAGGUACAUAGUCCUGUCUUUCAAAUCCUAGUACUCAUUGACUUGAAAUGAAUGGGAGCAUUCAGAGAAUUGGUACAUUGUUAAGAAAUUAAGAGAGAAAGAAGUGGAUUUUAAACUUUCAAUAUUUCUGUCAAAAUUAAAGAGUUUGAUCCGUAUUGUGCAACAUAUGUAUGUUAUGUCAUAUGGGUGAAAUGUGCAUUUACAUUAUGAGCAAAUACGAAUUAAGGAUAACUUUAUUUUUAUUAGAUUUUAACAAUGGCAAAGUGUAUUGGAAAAUGAUCUAAGUCGUGGUUAUUAUUUUGUUUACGGUGCUGGAAAUGUGUGAUAAAUGAUCAUGUUUCAUUAGCCUAUCGCAGUUUAUGAGUUGAGCUAAGAAGAAUGUGUUAUCGUCUGAUAGAUUUUCUUUGGGCCACUAUGUAGCUACACCAGGGGCAUUUCCGUUAGGAUUCUCUUUUUUGUCCGGAGGUGGUUUUUUCAGUCUGCUCAUGUGGUUUGGAGAUAACAGUGGUGAUGUGAUCUUUGUCUCAGGGAGGUCCACUUUAAUUACAGACCAUUUCGUUAUUCUAUCGGAACUGUUUGUCAUGUUUAUUUGCGUUGAAUUACUCGUCAUUUCAUUUCAAGGCUUUUAGAACUGACUGGCACACUGAUUUAGGGGAUUUCAUUUAGGUUAAACUGUUUGGGUAAAGUGUCUCGGUCAAAAUUGGUGCAAUAGACUGCCAAUGAAUAUGUAAAAGUAUUUUGAAACUUGUCCCAGCUAUGACCUAAAGCUCUCAUUACAGUUAUGUAGCAUCCAUGUAAAGUUACUGUAUUGACUUGCCACAGUCUUAUAGCAAUUAUGUGGCAUUAAUGUGUUACCUGGGAUGUGUUUUAUCCGGUGGGGGAGGUCUGGCAAUGCUAUAUAGUACUUAUGAUAAUAGUGAUAUUUAGUGAAUUGUUUAUCUUGCUGAAUCAGAUCAUUUAAAUUCAUAACAGAAAUGAAUUAUCAAGAGAUAUUUAUUUGGCUGUCACUGCAGUGCUGUGUUGAAAUCAAAAUGUAGUGUUUGAUCAAUAGCCUUUAUAAAAAGUAUUUGUAUUUUGUUUGUCGUCAUUGUAAAUGAUCGAUUUGUUUUAAAACAAUUCCUGGGAAAUCUUCGAUUAAAUAUUUUCUCUCUUUUUGACACGAGAAGACUUUUUACAGUUUUUUUUUUCUGCUUGGCAAUACUCCAUCGCAGAUUUUGUUUUCAUUUGUGAGAGAGAAUUGGGGAGGGAAAUGAUACUGUUUUUAAUUGGGAAGGAAACAGGAUUUGGCUCAAGUUUGUAAGCAGAAAGGUUGUGCAUUAAAAUAGGAGUGGGUAAUGACAGCGUCUAAAGAGCUCUUAAGAGCAUUGGCCUUGGUGGUGCUGCAGGUCAAAAUCCAGUGUAAAUAUUUUUAUUAAUAUUACAAACAAUAAGGACUCUGUGCACGGAUUGAUUUUCAAACUCCAUUCACUGAAAUGCUCCGCUAAAUCAAAAGCUAAUUUAUGCAUUCCUACCACUGGGCCAUCUCAUUAGAAAGUGCAUUUAUCCCUCUUCCUAAAUGGUUGCAUCUAUUACAACCGCCACCCCCACAACCUCUCCCUCUUUGUAUUCCGGUAUUCUGGGCUAUGUACUGUACUGCGUCUUAUGGAAAAUAAAAGACACUUGCAACUUGUGAAA
Messenger RNA from Anguilla rostrata (American eel), 2985 nucleotides. Its product is annotated as zinc finger matrin-type protein 4-like. The coding region runs from base 99 to 881 and encodes 260 amino acids. The record is from RefSeq and is a predicted model, not a curated record. The transcript has 7 exons. Gene Ontology annotation, molecular function: zinc ion binding; nucleic acid binding. Gene Ontology annotation, cellular component: nucleus. NCBI's taxonomy places the organism in Eukaryota, Metazoa, Chordata, Actinopteri, Anguilliformes, Anguillidae.